Salmo salar (Atlantic salmon) is the source of this 4208-nucleotide messenger RNA. RefSeq names its product 1-phosphatidylinositol 4,5-bisphosphate phosphodiesterase delta-3-A. Gene Ontology annotation, molecular function: calcium ion binding; phosphatidylinositol-4,5-bisphosphate phospholipase C activity. The record is from RefSeq and is a predicted model, not a curated record. Gene Ontology annotation, cellular component: plasma membrane. Gene Ontology annotation, biological process: lipid metabolic process; intracellular signal transduction. NCBI's taxonomy places the organism in Eukaryota, Metazoa, Chordata, Actinopteri, Salmoniformes, Salmonidae.
UUUGGAGUGCGAAACACUGCUUUAUGCCACCCGUCAUUUUGGAGGGAGGAACUGAGCUAAAGAACACUAAAUAAAUGCAGAUUGUAGGCUAUAUAGGAUUAAUUGCAAUUCUUCAUGAACCAUGAAGUAUAGUCUAGGCUAUUAGAUCGAUUAAAAUACCAUAAUAAUAGACCCUACCUAUGAAAUAGGUCAGUGAGAUUGUGAAACUUUCUUUUGGCCAUGACCACAAUGCCCCUGAUAGGCUGCUAUGUUAAAAGAAACUAGGCUUCACCCUGAUAGGCUGUUAUGUUAAAAGAAAGUAGACUAUAGGCAGGCAGGCUAUAUGAACGUGUGACUGUGGGUACAAGUGAUUUGAUUUGCGUCUGUGGGUAUAGUUUUCAAGAGUUUCUGCGCCCCUGGCUGAACUCAGAUUACGCAUUGCUAUUAAAUCACGCUGGUAGGGACUUCACAUGGAAAGGGAAUUAAUUACUGUAGUGCGCUAUCCUGGUGACGCAACGGAGUAACACACAACCCAAGACUUGCUGAAGAGUUAAACAACUGCACCUGCACUGGGAAUUUGCGCUCCCCCAAUACAUACCCCUGACUUUUUCAUAUCAGUCAAGAGAGCAACGGACAGAAAACUACAACGAGGACAGCAUUGGAACUUGCAUCAUGUUGGGCAGGAGCAAGAAACCUCCUACCGCCGUGCAUCAUGAACCCAAGGCAGUGGAAUCCCAACCCAAGACGCAGGACCCACUUAGGAGACUGGGAGUGCUGGAUGAUGAGAAUGUCCGUGCGAUGAUGCACGGUUCCAACAUGGUGAAGGUACGCUCCCAGAGGUGGCAGAAGAGCCGCAGCCUGCGUCUGCUGGAGGACGGGGUCACCGUGUGGUGCGAGUCCACCAAGAGCUCCCGCAAGGCCAAGGCACAACAGACCUUCUCAGUGACAGAGGUGGAGUGUGUGCGUGAGGGCUGCCAGUCUGAGGCUCUGCGGAGGCUAUCCGGGUCAGUACCAGAGAAUCAGUGCUUCACGGUGGUGUUCAGAGGAGCCAGGAAGAGUCUGGACCUCCUCUGCUCCUGUGAGGAGGAGGCAAGGCGCUGGGUCAAAGGGAUACGCACACUGAAGGAGCGCGUGGCCAACAUGACCCAGAAGGAGAAACUGGACCACUGGAUCCGUGGCUACCUGAGACGGGCUGAUGAGAACGACGAUGGGAAGAUGAGUUACGACGAGGUCAAAUGCCUGCUGCAGAUGAUCAACAUAGACCUGAAUGAACAGUACGCACGCUCGCUAUUCAAGAAAGCUGACCGGUCAUGUGACGGCCGUCUGGACCACGUAGAGAUCGAGGAGUUCUGCAGGGAGCUGAUGAGGCGGCCGGAGCUGGACGCCGUGUUCAGACAUUACUCUGGUAACGGCUGUGUUCUGUCCACCGCUGAGCUGAGAGACUUCCUGGGAGACCAGGGGGAGGACGCAUCACUGAUCCACGCUCAGAGCCUCAUCCGCACCUAUGAGCUCAACGACUGGGCCCAGAAGAACCAGUUCAUGACCCAGAACGGUUUCACCGUGUACAUGCUGUCCCUGGAGAACGAUGUGUUUAACCCCGACCACGCCAGGGUGCACCAGGACAUGACCAGACCUCUGGCCCACUACUUCAUCUCAUCCUCACACAACACCUACCUCACCAAGGACCAGGUCACCAGUGCCAGCAGCGCUGAGCCAUACAUCAGGGCUCUGAACCAGGGCUGUCGCUGUGUGGAGCUGGAUUGUUGGGACGGGGACAAAGGAGAGCCUGUCAUCUACCAUGGACACACCCUUACUUCUAAGGUGCCCUUCAAAGAGGUAAUCGAGACCAUCGCCCAGUAUGCCUUCAAGGCCUCCCCGUACCCCCUGAUCCUGUCCAUUGAGAACCACUGUACGGUGGAGCAGCAGACGGUCAUGGCCAGACACCUGCGCACCAUCCUGGGCAAGAGGCUGCUCACCAAGCCCCUCAAAGACCAGCCUCUGAAGGACCUGCCCUCUCCUGAGGAGCUUAGGGGUCGUAUCCUGGUGAAGGGGAAGAAGGAUGUUCACCACCUGAACCAGCUGGGGAAGACCAGCAGCUUUGAUACCAGCUCGGACGACGAGGCAUCAAGCAGAAACAAAAAGGACAAAAAGGACCCUGCCAAGGCGGUCUCAUCUAAGCUGAGCCCAGAGCUGUCUGAACUGGUGGUGUACUGUCGAAGUGUCCCCUUCCGCGGGUUCCAACACUCUACCCAGAAACCACCCAAUGAGAUGUCGUCCUUCAAUGAGAAUGACGCCCUCAAACACAUCAAGGACACAGGAAAGCUGUUUGUCAGACACAACAGCAGGCAGCUGAGCCGGAUCUACCCCUCUGGGCAGCGCCUCCAAUCCUCCAACUACGACCCCCAGGAUAUGUGGAACGGCGGCUGCUCGAUGGUUGCUCUGAAUUUCCAGACUCCAGGGGAGCAGAUGGAUCUGAACCAGGGCCGCUUCCUGCCUAACGGUCGCUGUGGAUACAUCCUCAAGCCCAGCUUCCUGUGCAGCCCCAGCUCCCACUUCAACCCAGAGAUCACAGGAGGUGGGCCAGGACACAUCCCCACACAGCUCACCAUACGGAUAAUAUCAGCACAGCAGCUCCCUAAGAUCAACACAGACAAGCCCAACUCCAUUGUGGACCCGCAGGUGUGGGUGGAAAUUCACGGGGUGGCCAUUGAUAAUUCCAGAGACAAAACCCACAGAAUCGACAACAAUGGUUUUAACCCACGCUGGGACAGCACUUUGAGCUUCCAGCUGCAGGUCCCUGAGCUGGCCCUGGUACGCUUUGUAGUGGAAGACCAUGACCACAAAGCCAGGAACGACUUUGUGGGCCAGUACACCUUGCCCUUUACCAGCCUCCGUACAGGUUACCGCCAUGUCCACUUGCUGAAGGCAGAUGGCUCCAGCCUCUCUCCAUCCACCCUUUUCAUCCAUGUCAAGGUGUCCGGUAAGGGGGUCCCCAUCAAGACUGUGUCCGAGCGCAUGGCCUUGGCUAAGAGCAAUGGCAAAGCAUGACCCAUAUCUACCUGAAGUGGUGCCACGCUUAUCUGAUAAGCGCCAUGCUUAUGUCUUGGGGGGGGAAAGUCUCCCUAAUUGGGGUGAAAAGGACAAGCUGCUGCCUGCCUAUGUCCCAGUGCUCUUUUAAUACAUCCCAUUUAGAAUUGGCAGGACAUAUAGGGCUCCCUGGCUACAGAGAGGAAGACAUCAUUCCUUCUCAGUCAAACCUGGAUGGGAGUCUUGCCUGUUGAUGAAUAGUGUUAGCUGGGAGAGAAACUCACUGGCGUGUUGCUAUUGUGGGAGUAUUCUGUACUCUGUUGUCAGUGCAUUCAGAGUGUUCAUGUCUAUUUCCAUAGAGACAUGACUUUGGCGCUGACCUGUUUUACACCAGAACUCUACCUGGCAGCCGUCUGCCUACUAUGAAGCCAAUAUAGAGGGGUUUUUUUUCACUCAAAGCCAGGUUUGUGUCCUGGAGUCCCUGGAGCAGAUCAUGAAGAUGUUUCCCAACAUUUUUUACAUAUUUAAAGUUAAGAAGUAUUUAACUUUUUUGCUACUUUUAGCUGAUGUGUGGUGAGCGUUGUGGCACAAAAAUGGUCACCGGGCAUCACCCAGGUGGGUGCCGCAUAUUGAUGGUGGAUGAGGUGAGUUUCCCUCUACCAUGUAAAGCUCUCGGAGUACCUCAGUUGGUAGAAAAGCACUAUAUAAAUCCAAUCAAUUAUUCAAACUUUUUUACUAUUACAGAAUAUUAUGUUUGAAACUUUUAGAAACGUUUUAUCAGGGCAAGACUUUUAGUUGUGCUCCUUUUUCCAGGACAACGAUAGUGUUUAUUGACUAAAUUUAAUCUGUAAAUUAAGUCUAGUUGUUGUUGUUGUAUUGGUCUGUCACACCUGGCAUGACACAGUCCAAAAUACUGAAUGAAUGACUUAACCUUAGUGACAGAAUUAAUACAUUUCAACACUUAAUGUUUUUGUAAUGUGUUUGCAACAAAUUGUGUUAGUUGCAAUUGAUGAAACACACUUCUUUCUGUGUGAAAUUGCUGAUAGAAGUUUUUAGAUUAUAUUUAACAUUGUUGUAAAAUGUUAUAUUCUAAUGUAGUUACAGUAUUCUAAUUCUCUCAGUAAAAUGAAUUCAUUUGCAUACUGUAUGUACUUUCUCUGACACUAACUUCCUUUUGCUAAAUAAAAACAGCAUCAAAGUCA